AUGCAUCUCGCAAAAACCCUCACCUUGUUCGCCCUCACCUCCGGCGCCCUCUCAUUCAAGAUCCGCGCAUUCACCGGCGAAGACUGCUCGGGCGACGCCAAAGAAGUCAACGUCUGGGACAACACCUGCCGCGACAGCAACGUCCCCAAGACCAAGUCGUUCCGCGUCCUGGCCUACGGUGGUCAUGCGCAGCGAGCUGUCUUUUGGAAACACAGCCACUGUGGUGACUUUGACAAGGAUUUCAAGUCUUGGUGGUCCGAUGGUGGCAGCGAUGAGUUCAAGAAGGAUGCCUGUUUGAACUUGGGAUAUGAGUCGAAUGCCUACGGCUCGCAGAUUUCGGUUUAGGAUGAGGAUGAGGAUGAGCGUUGACAGAAGUGAAAUGGGUGCAUUUACUUUUAAAUAACUGCCAAUGAAAUGCCAUUUUUACUUAUCUACUAUUAAUUGAGCACAAUAUAGAGUAUGACCAGCC
Messenger RNA from Aspergillus wentii DTO 134E9, 469 nucleotides. RefSeq lists its product as uncharacterized. The coding region runs from base 1 to 345 and encodes 114 amino acids. The record is from RefSeq and is a predicted model, not a curated record. NCBI's taxonomy places the organism in Eukaryota, Fungi, Ascomycota, Eurotiomycetes, Eurotiales, Aspergillaceae. The transcript is spliced from 2 exons.